GAGUUCUUUUACUUCCGCAUACCCACUCCACCCAUAAGUUCAUAUCCUACUUCACUCUGACAACAAGGAUACUUGACACAGGGUAUAUUUCCUCUACACAUCAAGUCCUUCAACUGCAAUAUAAUACAUGGGUGGAACUGAAAUGUUACAAAACCCAUAAACCCAAGACAUAAAUUCUGUUCCUUGAUUCUCUCCUAAUCAGAAGAGUCUCUGGUUCCAUUAUGAGCACCUCGAGACAUUCUGAGAAAAAUGAAGGCAAGACAGCUUCUGAACGUCCAGUGGACAUCAGUGACUGGGACAGAGACCAUGUGAGACAAUGGAUGCUCGAGAUACAAAUGGAUGAAGGAUAUGCAGACAUUUUGUACAAUCAGGGACUGAAUGGAGCUGGUCUUCUCCACUUGAAGGAGGCUAAUCGUUUAAUGCAAAACCUACCAUCAAAUGCAAAAGAAUUGAUUUUUCAAAACAUAGACCUUUUGAAAGACAAGUCUGAAAAGCUGAAUGACAAGGUGGCUCAGUCGUGUAGCUUGAAGCCUUACCCUUUCAACAGAUAUGAUGCUACUUACAGGUACACAGAAAACAGCAUUCUAGAUGUAACUGAAACUGGUCCUACAGACCUCAUACAACCAUGCCAUGAAUUCAAAGCCUUGACCAACACACAAGGAGAAAAGUACAGAAUGGAGAAAUACAUCCCUGAAGUCAUUCGAUUCGCAGCAGCUUGUAUGAAUAGUCGCACAAAUGGCACCAUUCAUUUUGGAGUGGCAGAUGACCCACAUGGACGAAUUCUGGGUGUUAGCGUCCUGAAAACAGAUGAUUUCGAUGUACAGCAGAAACUUGCAAUUGAAAGACAUUUCAAAGAAAAGAAAGUUCAGAAAGAAAAAAGAGCAAAGAAUGUUCAAAUAGCAGAAAGAGAAAAGGAUGUUCACAUUGCCGAGAGUGAACAAAAUGUUCAAAUAGCAAAAAGGUGUAUCAAACCCCCUCGAUUUGUUGAAGUUCUCAAAGCUGACAUGACAUUCUCAGGAAAAUAUGUUAUUGAGGUAGACAUUGAGCCAUCCUCCAUUGUCUGUCAAGACUUCUAUUUUAAGACUUUAGAUGUCGAAAAGAAUAAAGGCGAGUCUUUUUAUGUAAGAGACGGCAGCAGCAGCAGCAGCAAGCUGGUGGAGUAUGACAAAUACAUUAAGAGCAAUCCACAGUUGUUCAAGGAGAGGAAGGAUGCUGAAGAAAAGCAUCGCUCUGUUGUCAAAACCCAUGCACAUGGCUCUGCAUUGAGUGAGAUGAUAACAGGAGGGACACAUUCUAUGAACAGCCCACGUUUUACGUCGUACAUUGUGGUGGCUAACAAGUCUCAUCCUGUUCAGCUGAAAAACCUGGAUUUCCUUCUUGGUAUGAAUCUAAUGGCUGUUUUGGAUUUAGAUCCACAAUCCGCCGAGAAUGGCUUGAACAAGCUUCUCAAAGAGAAGAGAAUGUUCAAUGAUCAUUUACCUGCUCAGUAUAAAGAUACAGGUGCAGUUGUAGACAUCGCAAGCAGCUUAGAGCUGACUAAAAUCACAAGCUGGGUUUUCUGUAAUGGAGGCAUUAAUGGGGAAACUCCCUCAGACGCGGAUAAAUGGAGAAAGGAGAAAAGUUCCUCUGUGCGUGAUGUAGUUUCUUUCCUGUGCCGAAACGUCCUGCCUCGCAAGAAACUUCUUGUCAUAUUCUUGUUAUUUAGUCAGGUGGGCGAAGCCAGCGACCCCUUGUUUCAGACCUUUAGUAUGUUUCAACAGGAGCUUAUGGGACAAAACCAAAUCUUAUGCAUCAGUGACAAUGAAACAUCGUACACCUACUGGAAUGAUCUCAUCAAGCAGCAACAUAAAUGUGACAUUUCAAAAUGCAUUUAUGAGCUAAGUUUUGCUGAAAUCAAUGGCACCAUCCUCAGUCUGUGGUCAGAGAUGCGCAAAUUAUUACGGUUUCUGCCUAGUUGUGGUGGCAGUAAGGUUGCGCUAGUCAAGAAAACCGAGGAAUCCUUACAUAUGCUCAGUAUUCUCUGUGUGAACCAAUGUGAUGGAGGACAUCACGACAAACAGCUACACGAGGAGAACUUUGAUAAAGGAGGGAAGGCGUCUUGGUGGAACUUCUACUACUCAGAACAGCCUGGGUCAGCGUCAGUCGUCAAACGUGACAAGUUAGACUACAUUGUAAACACUAUAAUUCCAAAUAUGUUGAAUCAGAAGAGAGCUUGUGUGUUUUUCAACAUCUUCCAUGCUCAAGGCUGGGGUGGCACUACAUUAGCCAUGCAUGUUCUAUGGACACUCAAGGAGAAAUACCGCUGUGCUGUGCUGAAAGACACAACAGAUGAUUAUACUGCUGCAGCCAAACAGGUAGUGCAGCUACUAACAUACGAGGCAAAAGAGCAACUUACACGACUUCCUGUUUUGCUCAUGACUGAUCACUUCCAAGACAUUCGCAAUGUACUAACACUCCAACAACAAAUUGAGGAGGAAUGUUUGGACCAGCACAUUUUUUCAAACUCUCCACAAGUCAUCAUUUUCAACUGCAUUAGAGUUGAUUCAUGUGAACCAACUGAAGGAACUGGUGACGCAGUUUUCAUUCCAAACUAUUUAUCUGAGAAUGAACUGAAACUGUUUGGGGAAAAGAUGGAGGAGUUUAAGAAGACCAACAGAAACACUGAAACAUUUUAUGUGUCCAUGAUUGUGAACAACUUUUCAUCUGACUAUAUUCAGCGUGUUGUGAAAAAUAUCCUGAAGGACUUCAGCUUUCAACACAAGCAUGCUCAACUUUUUGCUGUUCUUGUCCUCUUGCAUGUCUACUCCAAGAACGCAUUGCUGUCAGUCUCUACAUGUGAAGAGUUUCUUGGUCUGCAAACAGAAGCUGAAGUGUGUAGGGUUGAAGAUGCAUUUGAGGAGUUUUCUUCUCUUUUGAAAAGAUGCACAGUUUUUUCCAAAGUGACCUUUGAAGGCAUGAGGGUGAUUCACUCAAUAAUAGCUCAACGUUGUUUGGAAGAGCUUUCUGCUUGUCAUGGAGUGACAAAAGCACAAGUUGCUAACCUUCUGCUCACAACUGCCUUAUUUUAUGAGAACACUCUGGAAAAACAAAAAUUCAUGCAGGAUGUUCAAGACAUGUUGAUGAAGAGUUCAGCCGGGCAUGAAUUUUCACGUCUUAUCCAAGAUAUAAAGAAGGAGACCCCAGGGAUGGAAGAGACUGUUCUACUCAAUGCAGAAGAGUGCCUCAAGAGUAAAGCCAUGCACAGGCCUCAAAUAUAGGCCCUAGCCCGGCCCUGGCCCGAGACGUUCAGGCCCUAGCCCGACAGCUUAUCAGAAUUACCGACCUGAGCCUGUCCCCACCCCUCCUUCUCCCAAAAUAGCUUACUACUGUUUCAGCUAUUAAAAUAGUUCAGUUUUGUAUGUAAUGUCAAAGUGAUUAUAUUUCGUUUAGUUUUUUUAAGUUAAUUUAGAAAGUUAAUUUAGUUUGGAGCAUUUCUUUUUUGGUUUGUUAAAUGUAAGUUUUUGUUUUUUA
Cyprinus carpio (common carp) is the source of this 3510-nucleotide messenger RNA. RefSeq names its product sterile alpha motif domain-containing protein 9-like. Gene Ontology annotation, cellular component: cytoplasm. The transcript is spliced from 5 exons. Bases 222 to 3257 code for a protein of 1011 amino acids. The record is from RefSeq and is a predicted model, not a curated record. NCBI's taxonomy places the organism in Eukaryota, Metazoa, Chordata, Actinopteri, Cypriniformes, Cyprinidae.